AUGACAUCUCCUGCGAACAACGUAAAGCGCUUAUCUCAAACCAAAAAGAAACCCCUUCAUGUUGGAAGCCAACCAAAUCGUCUUUCUGAAGCAGGUCUCUCGUUGAACUGCCCUUUUUCUAACUUAAUAUUGCCAGAACAAGAUGAAUUCGAGGUUUUCCAAAAACAGUCAUAUCGGCCAACAAGUCCAAUUUUUGGUAUUCUUUCAAGGCAGCAGGCUCGGGGCCAGUUCUUUUCCGAAUCGACAGGACUGCCAGUUAAAAAUAAUGAGAUAUCAGAAUCCUCAAAUUUGGUGGAAUGUAAAUGUGGUCAAGAUCGAGGUAGAGAAUAUUGUAAUGAAUGGGAACACAUUCAUGGACUUGAAGGGAAGGCUCACCAUCGGCAUCAAUCAGUACAGCAACGCUAUUCUACUUCACAGGAGCCUCAACUACGCAGGAAUUCAUUGAAUCGAAAGCGUAGCGUACCAGCCAGGCUAGUGCAUACAAAUAAUGCCAUCUUACAAGUAGGACCCGGUCAUAAAAACACUCUAGGUCUCAUCUUCACUAACUCCUCACACUGUGGACCUGCAGUUUCCCCACAAACGCCAACGCUG
Molecule: messenger RNA, 591 nt
Organism: Protopolystoma xenopodis
Lineage: Eukaryota; Metazoa; Platyhelminthes; Monogenea; Polystomatidea; Polystomatidae
Source: the annotation of a GenBank genome assembly